AUGGAACCCGUCCUACGCUGCCUUGGGAUCCCAUCAAGGGUCGUCUCCAACUUCAACUCAGCCCACGAUAACAACGGCAACCUCAGGACUGAGCUCGUCUUCAAGAUGGAUGACACACCUGACCGAGAACGGACCGUCGAAUCCAUCUGGAACUUUCACGUCUGGAAUGAGGUCUUUAUAAAGCGCUCUGACCUCCCGCCAAAGUACUCUGGAUGGCAGGUGGUGGACGCCACGCCCCAGGAGACCAGCGAUGGUUACUACCGCUGCGGUCCGGCCCCUGUCAUCGCCAUCCGGGAUGGGGAGCUGUGUUUCCCGUUUGACUUGGGCUUCGUCUUUGCUGAGGUUAACAGUGACGUCCAUUUUAUGAGAAGUGAUCGCUACGGCAACCUGACUCCAUACAAGGUGGACACAGAAUACGUUGGAAAGGUCCUGUUAACUAAAGCUGUGGGCAUGAUGGCAUCCGAGGACAUCACAAGAACCUACAAGCACCCAGAAGGAAGUGCAGCGGAUGAGCAAACGAUGUCCAGAGCCGAGGAGUACGGAUGUUCACGAGAUUAUGCUGAUGUCCCUGCUUCCAAGAUAGACAUCAAGAUCUCAGCUAAGGCCGGUUCGGUGGGUGAUCCUGUGAAGGUUGCAGUAACUAUCCUCAAUCAAGGUGACCAGAGGAAAUCUGUGAUGGUGACUCUGGACAUCAGCACGGUCUACUACACUGGAGUUCCCUCCUCUGAUCCCAUCAGAGUUGGGAGCUUCGAUCUUGACGUGGAAGGCUUGCAGCAGGAAACUCGCACAUUUGAGAUUCCAGCUAAGGAUUACAUUCCUCAGCUGAAACCCAACAGCGGCCUGGAGAUCACUGCGACAGGACGAACCGAUGAUGAAACGGUGACGGAGGUCCAGAAGCUCGCCCUGAAGCCUCCUCCGAUGAACGUAAAGGUGAUCUAG
Messenger RNA from Cyprinodon variegatus (sheepshead minnow), 939 nucleotides. RefSeq names its product coagulation factor XIII A chain-like. Gene Ontology annotation, biological process: peptide cross-linking; blood coagulation, fibrin clot formation. The record is from RefSeq and is a predicted model, not a curated record. Gene Ontology annotation, molecular function: protein-glutamine gamma-glutamyltransferase activity. Bases 1 to 939 code for a protein of 312 amino acids. The transcript has 9 exons. Lineage: Eukaryota; Metazoa; Chordata; Actinopteri; Cyprinodontiformes; Cyprinodontidae.